AUGGCGCAUAAAAGCAAGUACUACAAGGAGCUGAACGAUGGAGUUCUGGAUCUGUCGAUGCAAAAUUUAAAGACGUUCCCUCUUGCCGACCUUCUCCCUCUCGCGGACCGAAUUAAGCGCCUGGAUCUCUCGCGAAAUAAUCUCAUUGACCUGCCUCCUGAAAUUGCCACUUUCAAAAACCUCACGGAGCUGGAUCUUUCUGGUAAUGCCCUGUCAAUACUGCCGAAUGAGAUCUCAAAAUGCUCGAAAAUCAGCAAGCUGAUCUUGGAAGGAAAUGCUUUGACAAACCUGCCGGAAGAUUUCGUUGAACUAAAGAGGCUCUUUCAUUUGGAUCUACGAGGCAAUCCUCUAUCGCCGCAUCUUCAAAAUGCCGCUGGAGACUGCCAAAGUAAAAGAGAAUGCGAAGUCGCUGCGGGAAGAGUCAUGAAAUUCCAAGCUGUUUAUCAACAAAAAUGUCAAAAAACACGAAAAGAAGCAGAAGCGAAGAAAAGAAAGGAACAAAACAGGGCCAAACGAGCGGCUAAGGAGGCGAAGCUUGCUGAAAAGGAAAAGCGAAGAAAGGCUUGGGAACAAGAACAGCUCAGAAAAAAGCUCGAAUCCGAUAUUUUCGGAAGUAACGAAGGAGAGUUGAAAGAUGGAGAGGAAAAUACAGAGGAAGAAGAAGAAGCGUCAAUUGAAAUGGAUAUUGAAGAAAACAAGAGCUCUACUUAUUCGAUGAAGAUGUUUAUUUUCGCGAUUUUGGCCGCUAUCUUGGCAGUCUAUUUCGAACUUGUGCAGAUAAAAUAUUAG
Oikopleura dioica is the source of this 789-nucleotide messenger RNA. The record is from the annotation of a GenBank genome assembly. Lineage: Eukaryota; Metazoa; Chordata; Appendicularia; Copelata; Oikopleuridae.